This is a messenger RNA of Maylandia zebra (zebra mbuna), 7047 nucleotides long. It is a transcript of the gene nisch, whose product is annotated as nischarin. The record is from RefSeq and is a predicted model, not a curated record. Gene Ontology annotation, cellular component: cytoplasm. Gene Ontology annotation, molecular function: integrin binding; phosphatidylinositol binding. NCBI's taxonomy places the organism in Eukaryota, Metazoa, Chordata, Actinopteri, Cichliformes, Cichlidae.
AGGCGGCUGACUGAAAAGGAACGCUAUGCAUCUUUAGCAACCGUUUUCCUCAGUAAUAGAUAAUCUGCUCUCGUUGAUCACAGCAUGGAGCCUGUCCCGUUUACGGAGGAGGUUUCGGAGAGAAAAGUAUCUGUUGUCGGCUCAGAGUUGGUGGAAAACUACACUGUCUACAUCAUUGAUGUGACGGAUGGACAGCACAGGUGGACUGUGAAGCACCGCUAUAGUGAUUUCUACGACCUCCAUGAGAAGCUUACGGCAGAGAAAAAGGUUGAUAGAAGACUGCUUCCUCCUAAGAAGAUCUUGGGAAAGAACUCAAAGAGUCUGGUGGAGCGGCGGCAGAAGGAGCUGGAGCUCUACCUGCAGACUCUUCUCCAGCAGUUUCCUCAAGCCACGCCCACACCGCUCACCAACUUCCUACAUUUUCAUCUCUAUGAAAUCAAUGGCAUCACUGCAGCACUGGCAGAGGAGUUGUUCCAUAAAGGUGAGCAGCUGCUGCAGGCCGGCGAGGUGUUUUCUCUCCGUCCUCUGCAGCUCUUCUCCGUCUCCCAGCAACUGCGGAUGGCCAAACCAACCUGCUGCAAUGGCGAUGCCAAAACAGACCUGGGACACAUCCUCGACUUCACCUGCAGGCUGCGAUACCUCAAGAUUUCUGGUACCAGAGGUCCAGUAGGAACCAGUAAUAUUCAGGAGGCGAGUCUCCCCUUUGACCUGUCUGUUUUCAAAUCCCUGCUGCAAAUAGAGAUCACCGAGUGCAGCUCUCAGCAGAUUCUUGGUUUGUCCUCUCUGAGGUCGAGCUUGGUGACGAUGAGCAUCCAUCGCUCCACCGAAUCUAUGAUGUCUGUCCUCGUCCCAGAGGCGAGUGAGUUCUCGCAGUGGGAGCCUGAGGGGGUGGAGUCUGGGUGUCCGGUCACCGCUGUCAUCCCCGUGUGGAGAAAUCUCACCACGCUGGACAUGAGUCACAACUGCAUCAGUAGCAUCGACAGCUCAGUGAAACUGAUGCCUAAGGUGGAGUUUCUGGAUCUGAGCUACAACCAGCUGUCCUCAGUGGAAAACCUCCAGCACCUGUACAAUCUGGUCCACGUGGAUCUGUCCUAUAACAACCUCCGGGUUCUGGAAGCAGCUCACACUCGUCUGGGGAACAUCAAAACCUUGAACCUGGCUGGCAACCAGCUGGACCGACUGACCGGUCUCACCAAGCUCUAUUCUCUGGUCAGCCUGGACUUAAGCCACAACCAACUGGCACAGUUGGAGGAAAUCAGGAACAUCGGCUCUCUGCCCUGUCUGGAGAAACUCAACCUGUCCAGUAACCCCAUAUGCAUCAUCCCAGACUACAGAACCAAAGUCCUGGCCCAGUUUGGGGAUCGUGCAGCAGAGGUUUGCCUGGACUGUAAUGCGACGACGGAAAAGGAGCUGGACACUGUGGAAGUGUUGAAAGCCAUUCAGAAAGCCAAAGAAGCCAAAGAUCGCAUGAGCGGCAACGACAAGAAGAUCAGUGAGGAGACCAGGCUUUCUGCUGCUGUACCUCCUCUCCUCUCCUCCUCCUCCCCCUCCCCUCUCCCGGCCUCCUCUCCUCUCCCAUCCACCUGCUCUCCCUCUUCUGUCGCUCCUCCCGCUGCUGUCACAUCCUCCUCCUCUUCCUCUUCUACCUCUUCGGCCCAGCAGGCUGCCUGCCCCAGCAAAGAUAUGACGAACAGAGAAGAAGCCCCAGUUCCCCCCAGUGUUCCCCCUCCUGUGGAUCCUACACCUCCCUCUGCAAGCUUUAGCACCAACACACAUCUCCCGUCUGCUGACUCUGCACAGAUGCAACAGCCGGUUGUCAGUUUGUCUGAACACACUCACUCUGGGGCUUCUACAAGCAUUACUACUGUUACUACUUCUACUUCUGCUACUGUAUGUUGUGUCUGCUCCUCUUCCUCAUCCAGACCCGUUGAGGCCAGUUGCUCCUCGUGCAGUGCUGCCUGGUGUCCUCUGCUUCCUUCUCACCUGCUUUCCCUUUCCUCCUCCAACAAGGACUUCAUCACCCAGCUUACGCAGCAUCUCAGCUCCACCCUAAGGCAGCAGAAGUUGAAGAAGGAGGGGGAAGAGAAGGAGCAGGAGAGGGAGGAAGAGAAGAGCUCUGAAUCCAGAGAAGUUCAGUCUCAUGUAGAGGGCACUGAAGUGGGCAGCCCCAGUCUAGGGUCCACUGAUGGCUACUUUGAGAUGAGUCUGGAUGAUUCUGUGGAGGAGCUGGUCGGCCCCUCCUUCAUGUCGCUCCCUGCUCCUACUGCAAAGGAGCCUGGUGGCCAUCAGGAGGAGCAGAGUGAGGAGAAACAGGAAGAGGUCCAAGUCCGCCGGGUUCUGUGGUGCUACUGUGUUCAGGUGGAGGAGGAGGAGGUGAAGCAGAAGGUGGCAUGCCUGGUGCUUGCGGACCAACUGUUGGGCCUGCUGUGCUCAUCACAUGAUUUCACAAGGGCCAAUCAGAACAUGGACCAAGAUCUGACUCUGCCUUUGGAGGAAGUGCUGUUCAGCCUCCAGGUGGACCUCCUGCUCCCGUACCCUCAGCUGUCACUCUCUUCCCAAGCUGAGCUCCCAGACUCCUGUCUUGCUUUUGGACUGCAAGAAAAACCAGCCCGUUGGUUCUACAUCUUCUCUGAGGUUGAGGAGCUUCAGCAUAUUAGAUCUGAGCUCACGGUGCUGCUUCAGGUUGACCCAGAGCUCUCCAACACUUGUCAACUCCUUCCUCGCUCACUCAUCAACUCCUGGGAGCUGGAGGAAAGUCAAGGGGCGCAGGGAGGCUAUCCCGUCCUCUUCAUGCCCUCCUCUUCGUCAUCUGCCCUCAACACUAAUCUCCUCCUUUCAGACAUCUUAUCUGAGGAGCCCAGCCUUCCCUCUCUGCUCUUCCUCACCCACCGACAACUGUGGGUGCUGAAGAUGGACUUCAGAGAGCUGUCAGAAAUAGAGAAGCCCAGUGCUGGCCUUCGUCAUCUCUCCUCCUCCUUUUGUAGGCUAGUCCGUGUAGCCCUCGGCUCUGUGGUGCUUCACCCCAGAGAGAGAGAUGCUCAGGUGGGGGACAAAGUCAGCAAUACAUCCUGCUCAGACCCACAACAUCCCCAGAGGAGGAGUCACACUGUGGAGCUGCUGCUGGGUGAUCACAGGCUGCUGGUGUGCUUUCCUCUGGUCCAGAACAAGAGCUCCUUUCUGGGGUUGCUGAGCCAACGAAGGUCUGCUCUGGAGGGGCUGAAGGUGGUGGCCCUGCCCCGGCCCUCCAGGCUCUGUUCACAGCAAGGUCGUUAUAGAUCCAGAGACCAGUGCUGUUGUACCAAUACCAAGCAGUCACAUGGCUCCAGCAGCUGGGACUCUUCCCGUCUUCACAUGGAGGAGAACCAACCCUCUCCCCACCUCAUUCCUGGUCUGUCACCGGGUCUGAAGCUCAUGGCUGGACUGGGAGAGCAGCAGCUGCUCACCUACUUCCACAGAUAUAUAGCACAGUCUGAGGCGGAGGAGGUGAGACAGGUGCUGUGGCUGUCUGUGAUUCUCUACAAAUCUCCUGAGACUGAACUCACCUGCUGUCUGCUACUCUCCACUGAUUCAAUCUACUUCCUGUUGGAGGAUUCGGCCACUACAUUGGGUCAUCACUCAGUGUUGGACAUAUCAGACUCUGGAGAUCCAGACACAUGUCUGUGCUGCUGUAUGUCCAUCAGACUCUCUGAUCUGCUUGCCGUCAAUGUUGGGCUGUUUGAUCAGUACUUCAGAGUCGUAGGUCACUCAGCAGAUCAUGUGGUGUGCUGUCUGAGCAGGGACAGCUAUGGCACGAGCGUUUUCCUGCAGGAGCUGAUGUCAGCUCUCAGUCUGCAGCAGCAGCUUCCUCCUCCAGAGCCAUCCGAUCAGGACUUCUACUCGCAGUUCACCAACACAAGCACGGGUAACUCGGGCAACGGUGCCAUCUGUUGUCCUAGUAAGAUGCAGAACUACGAGCUGGUCCACAGCAGCAAGGUGAAGUUCAUUUAUCCCAGUGAGGAGGAGAUGGGAGAUUUGACCUUCAUUGUAGCAGAGAGGAAGACUCCAGCAAGCGUGGCGUCCUCCUCCCCAUGCUCCUUUAACGUCCUGCUGUACCUGCUGGUCUUCCAGGUCCAGAUCCCCAGCAGUCCACCCAGCCAAGGCUCUGCACUCUCAGGCACCUCCUCUUCUGAUUUAGGCUCUGCCCGGUCUCCAGUUCUCCAGCCCAGGACUCUGAUCCUAACCAGCACCGAUGUGUUCCUGCUGGAUGAAGACUAUGUCAGCUAUCCACUGCCAGACUUCGCUAAAGAACCUCCAUCCAGGGAGCGGUACCAGCUGCGUGAGGCCCGGAGGAUCCGCGACCUGGACCGGGUGCUGCUGGGCUACCAGACGUACCCCCAGGCUCUGACUCUCGUGUUUGACGACCUGCCCGGCCCCGACCUCCUCUGCCACCUCACCAUGGACCACUUUGCUGUCAGCUGCAAUGAAGCUAAUCCCAGAGGAGGUGUGGCCAGCAGGGGUGCAGAGGGCGAGGUGCAGUGGUGCAUUUUUGUCCCGGGAGCCGACAGCAGAGAGAGGCUGAUCUCGCUCCUCGCUCGACAGUGGGAGGUGCUGUGCAGCCGAGAGCUUCCUGUUGAGCUCACGGGCUGAUUGGUUGACAGCGAUGACAGACAAAUAGGUGACUGCUCAGCUGCUGGUUGGUGGGUGGAGUCAUCAUGUGAUUGGGUUCAUUUACACAUGGACUCAGGGUUUGAUUGGUUUAAUCUCAGUGUUGGGCCAUGCGGAGGAUGAACACAAAAUGAAAUUUCCUCCCUUUUUUGGUUAAUAAUUGACAGAAAUUAAUAAUAACUGGGGUGGAGUCGUGGGUAAAAAUAUUGAGACUCACUGCACUAGAUGACGAAAGCAUUUCUGUGCUUUUGGGGGGGGGGGGGUUUCCUCAGCAUUUCGGUUCUUUGAAGAUGGAGGAACAGGCCACCAAUCAAACACAGCUUAGUGAGACUUUAUCCUGAGCUUAGACUUCUCACUAUCAGUACAAUUGCGGCCCAGUCAGAUGACGGAGGGUGUCGACUCUGGUCAGAACACAAAAAGGGUACGUCAUAAUGGGCGAAAACCAGUGCUGUGACUUUGGUCCUUCCACUUCUUUGAUGUUGACCAGUAGAAGCGCAGAAUGCCACUAAGCUGUUUAUAACUAAACAUGAUAGUGAUGUUAUCAGAGUUGUUUGGAUUAUUUUGGAGGACCCACGGCCUGAAUCUGCUUUGCUCUCAACAGGUGUUUAUACAGAAAGAGAGUAGAAGUAGUGACCAGAGACUGUGAAGCAUCAGUGAAAUUCAGCGACCUGUAGUGAUGGGGUGCCAAAUAGAAAAGGGUUAUCAAGGCUAAUGGAGAGCUAUGUGAAGCAGAGCGGGGGGACAGAGUCACGCAUAACACUUUGGUUGCUGUUGUCUGUUUACAUUCUUUUCCAGGAAGUUUCUAUAUGGCGCCGCCUUCCUGUUGUUGUGAGAGAUUAACAUGAUUGGUCAUAGAGCAAAAUGUCGACCGUUAUGUCUCUCAGGCAAGAAAAUGCAGGAUUUUAUGACCCUGCAAUCGCCUAAUCUGAGACGGUGACCACCGUAAUUUGAAAAAUCUGAGCCCAGCGAUCAUUCUUCUUACAGAUUGGUGGGAAUCUGGCUCCUUCCCCCUCAGUAGUGUCUGCACAUCACUGGAUUACAGUGACAGGAGACAGGAGAAGAGGCCCGUGACCUUGUACGAAGCCAAAAUCCUGAGACUUUUUUUCUUUUUCUUUUUUUGGCACAACUUCUCCUUCUUGUAAAGUAUCUAACCAUGCAUUGUAUAUUCUUUUUAAAUUUUUUUAAUUUUAUAUAUAUUUUUUUCUUUUUGGGGGGGUGGGACGGAGGGUUGUAGAUGUUGCACACACAGACUGGAUUUGCACAGCAUUGGGCGCUGCAGAGGGUCCACGGGAGCUCCAAUACUCCUAAUUCAAUAUUAUGUUCUGGUUCAUCUUCUAAGACUCCGUCUUAUCCAGACUCGGAUCUGAAGGUGGAUCACCUCCAUUUGCUGGACAUGUUUAGCCUAGCUUAGCACAAAUACUGGAAGCAGAGGGAAAAGGCUAGCGUAGCUUUAUCAAAACAGGAAAGAAAACAUUUAAAUAACUCCAAAGUUAUUUGAUUUAAUUGCUUUUAUUUACUGGCUUAAAAACCAAAAAUAGCUUUUGUGUGUGUGUGUGUUCCUAUUCCUUUGUGUGUUCAGCCUGACUGAUGAUAAGAUCGGGGGGGUUUCAUUUGAAAUAGCACAAACACACAGCUGCUCGGCACAAUCUUCUCUCUGAACAUUUUAUUUCUUGCACAUUAUAACUGAUGAAGCAGUAUUACUGAACUGUAUAAUGAAGCUUUUUAAUAAUAUGAUAUUAAUAUAAUUGUUGCUUUUGGACAGACGGAUGUUUCCCAUCCUGAAGCUUAUUUUGUAAAAAGACACAAGGGUCCUGAUAUUAUUAUCAUCAUGAACUCUGAAAUGUAGUAUUAUCAUCGAGUGUUAUUUUUAAUAUAUUUUGCUUUGUGUUUUAUGUAAUUUGUUUUUCUUACAAUACAAAUGACACAUAGGAUGCUCUCCCACCCGUCACCACUGUUGUUUAACAUUAUUGGGCAUUGUAAACGGGAAAUACCACUGAAUUAAAAUGAAACUGAAAGCUUUCCCAUGAAAUAUUAAUUCCCAUUUUGGCGGUUUGGUUCUUUGAAAAAAUCAGCAGGAUUUAACCACAGUCUGCAAACUUUUCAGCUGAUGCAGCAAUCUGACCGAAACCAAAGGAGGUCUGUUCACUCUGCGCUUCUGUGGAAAAUGACUGACAAAUGUCCGGCUCACCGGCAGCAAAAGAAAUAAAAAGAACUGCGAGUGAUGUGCUGAUUACACUAGAAGUCAGUUACUCAUUCUGUUAGCUCAGCAGAAGUAAAACUCAUAAAGACUGAAAAUUGCAUGUUUUCCUUCACACCUCAGUCACCGUGAGGACUCCACUGUGCUUUUGUUCUUUACCUUUAUAUUGUGGUGACAGAAGAUAAAUAAUUUGUUGUUGCAAAGUA